Messenger RNA from Paramacrobiotus metropolitanus, 4749 nucleotides. RefSeq names its product liprin-alpha-1-like. Gene Ontology annotation, cellular component: presynaptic active zone. Gene Ontology annotation, biological process: synapse organization. Gene Ontology annotation, molecular function: protein binding. The record is from RefSeq and is a predicted model, not a curated record. Lineage: Eukaryota; Metazoa; Tardigrada; Eutardigrada; Parachela; Macrobiotidae. The transcript is spliced from 19 exons. Bases 759 to 4187 code for a protein of 1142 amino acids.
UAUUUUUCUCCAUUUUCGCUAUAAAGCCAUUCAGGGAUCUUUUACUCCUAUCCUGUUUCUCUCAUUCCUCUCUCUGCCAUUAUUUUCCACCAUGACAAAUCAAACAACUUAUCAUUGUGGAUUACAGCCAUGUGAUGGUGUUUGUACGUGCAUUGCGCUUAUUCGCGCGGAAAUUUUUAAUUGAUCCGACUGGUGCCAGCCAGCCUGGAUGCAGAUGUGGGAGAUAUGGUUAGAUUAAAUUGCUAUUAAUCCAUGUGCUGCUUAUCCCAAAUUAUUAAUAAGCACAACACUGCAUCACGCAUAUCAUGUAGCACAUGCAGCCGAUGAUUAUCGUCCUUCUUCGGUGGUUUCGGCUUUUCUGUGAUAAGCUGAUUUGAUUCAUUGCGACAUUCUGCUAAUUAACUUUGCAUUUUUCCCUUUGCCAAAGAAGAGGGAGCGUGCAGGCUGCAGAGCAGAUCAAAGAUGGCCAGCAUCGGGGGAUUCCGUGAUGGUUCCCAUGUUUUACCAUAAUCUCCGGAUGAAUAAGGUUUUUUUGUCGCACAGUGAUGACAAUAACACUGUAAAACUUUAUGGAUCCGUCCGCAUUCACAUCAUCCGAUAAUGUUGGAGUGCUUCCAUACAACUAUGUUUUCGUAUUUAUCUGCGCCAUUCUGCGGUCCUUUUUUGGAGUCACUUAUUGUUGCGUGGAUUCGUUUGAGUGUUAAUUAAUUAAUUAACUAUCAUCGAUUGAGACGGGGAGGAAUUGGUUCUAAUUGAGUAUGUGGAGCAGUAUGGAAAUGAUGGAUAUAAUGCCAACAAUUAACGAGGACGGUGUGAGCAGCAGAAGCUCCUUCAGUGGGGCGGCUGGCGAUGGCGACGAAGGUGGUCACGGCGAAGAUCCACAGUUUGAGCAGCUCAUGGUCACUAUGCUGGAUGAGCGCGAUAAGUAUAUGGAGGCCCUGCGCGAUACGCAGGAGCAACUGAACGAAGCCAAGGCGCGCAUCAGCGAACUUGAAAAAGAGGUGCAGUCACUCCAACACCAGCUGGACAUCUCCCUUCCUCAGGAUGUGGCUGUCCUCGUAAAGCAACUUAAUCAUCUCCGGCUGAAUUUGGAAGAGCGUGAUGAAGAGAUCCAGGAAUUGAAGGCCGAACGCAACAAUACCAAGCUGCUGUUGGAACAUCUGGAAUGUUUAGUCUCCCGCUAUGAUCGCACCAUCCGGUCUACAGUGGUGCGACGCCAGGCGGGUGGAGGUUCCAAUAGUCAAGCGUCCAAUGAGCAGGAAGUGCUGCAAGCGUUGAAAUCCCUCUUUGAGCACCAUAAAGCCUUGGAUGAGAAGGUCAGAAAGAAGCUGAGGGUGGCACAAGAACGCAAUGAGAUGCUGGAAGAAGAGUUGAUAGUGCGGGAUAAAGAGAUUUUUACGUUAAAAAGUGCUCUGGACCAACCGAAACCGCAUUUGGAGGUUGCUGGGAAUGGCCCCACUCUCGCCGAAGCGUCGACUUCGAAACCGGAUGGUCUGCCCCCUUCUCCCUCCAUGGCUACGUUUCUGGAAGCCCAGUCACAGUCAGCAAGAAAAAUUGCCGAGCUGGAAAGCUACAUAGCGCAGCAGAAAGAAGAGCUAGCCAAAUUUAAAGAUAACAGUGUUAAAUUAAGCCGUGAAUAUGCCGAGGUUGCUGCCGCCAAACAAGACCUAGAAAUCCGAAUAGGCGGACUGGAGAAACGCCAUCGGUCGACGCAGCAGGAGUCUGCAUCCUUACAAGAGCUCACCACUAAAUUAGAGAGUGACGUUGUCUCUAAGGAAGCUUCCAUACGCGUGCUCAACGACAGACUACACAGUCUGCAGCAAAUGUAUGAAUUAGCGGAAAAAGCGCUGACAGCACACGGGGAUAGCGAUGUAGAUGGCGAGGAGAAACAGAUGGGCGCUUCGGCUGAGGAGAACAUGCGAAGACUGGAAUCGCAACUGGAAGAAAAGAGAGCCGAUGUAUUACGGGGUCGACAAAGAGAGAAGAUAAAUGAGGAACAUAAUGCCAAAUUAACGGAAACAGUGGAGAAAUUGGUUGCCGAACAGAAAGAUCGACUGCAGUCUCAUCUGAAAGAGCGAAUGGAGGCACUGGAGGAGAAAAAUGCUCUGGUGCUUGAACUGGAGCGAACAAAGACGGAGCUGGAAGAAUCUGUGGUUGCAAAGCAACGUAUGGACGAUCAAAUGCGACAGAUGCAAGCGACCAUUACUAAUUUAUCCUCGAGGAGCAAUCCUCCGAACAACAUGAAUGGAUAUACUGAUGGGAUGGGUUAUUCCGUUCAAAAUGGUAUGGGAUCGCUCAGGAGAAAUGCACCGGGUCGACAAAGAAUUAUUGAUGGAGAACACUCAAAGAUUCAAGUGCUGACGACCGGCGAGGCCGAAUGGGAAAAAGUCCAGCAAGCCCAUGUUUUAGCCAAUGUUCAGCAUGCAUUUGAUUGCGUUGAUGCCCAUAUGGACGAUUUUGAUGAGCGACAUUUAUUCGCCAGUGGCGAUAUGUUAUCGCCGUCCGGUCAAACUGAUGCGCAGAGUUUAGCAAUGAUGCUGCAGCAGCAGCUGGAUGCUAUAAAUCACGAAAUCCGGAUGAUCCAGGAAGAAAAACAGAAUGCCGAGUUGCGAACGGAAGAACUCGAAAGCCAAGUGGGCAGUAUCGAUUUUCAUUAUAUUGGACGUAAAUCACCCGAGCGGCUUCCGCGUGGCGAAAUGGAGACAACCGGUGUUUACGGCUCGAAUGGUAACGGAGGGGCGGGACAUGAGAAACUCAAUCCCGUCAUGAUGCUAGCGGAGAUCGAGAAGGACUGGAAGGAAACUGAUGAUGUUCAUACCAUUGUCCAUGAGGGAAGUCCGCCGUCCAAUCCUGUUAAUGUGCCACAAUCCAACACGUUCCCGCGAAGCGUAAAUGGAGUCGCCGGUGGACCGGCGAUGUACGAUCGUUCUGGACACACACACGGUUUAGGAUUUGUUGAUGGUGGAGUCACGUACGCGAAUCAUUUGAACCGCAGCGGGAAUAUGGAGAGUUCUCAUGAUACGCCCAGUCCGGUGAGCAGCGGGCAUUCCAGCCAGGAUUCCCUGCACCGACAAGUGCAACCGGGCUUUCCCGUGCAAAAGAAACGCAGCAUCCGCAAUUCAUUUGGGAAAUUAUUCAAUAAGAAAGAGAAGAAAGUCUUGCAACAGACAGCCAAUCAGCAGGCUGCUGCUGGUGGAUCACGGAGCCUGGUGCACAUUGCGCACAAUGAUGUGGAUCUCUUUUCGCCGGAACGAGACGCCGAGCCGAAUGGGCCUUUGGAGCGGCUGCCGGGAGCGAGUCCAGGCGGACCGGUGGAUUUUGAUCGCAGGAAAAGAAAGAAGGUGGAUAUACUGACUGCAGCCCUCAAUAAAGGCGACCCAUUCGUCAUGUGGGAUGGAGCGACCAUUGUCGCAUGGUUGGAGGUUUGGGUGGGGAUGCCGGAUUGGUACGUGUCAGUCUGCAAGUCAAAUGUGAAGAGUGGCGCGAUCAUGGCCUCUCUAAGUGAUACGGAGAUGCAGCGGGAGAUCGGCAUUGCUAAUCCGUUACACCGAUUGAAACUACGUCUCGCUAUUCAGGAAAUGGUCGAUAUCACGAGUCCAUCUGCCACGAAGACUACGAGGGCCGCGUUCGCUGGAAUGAACCACGAAUGGGUGGGAAACUACUGGUUACCGUCGCUGGGCUUGCCGCAGUACCGGUCGACCUUCAUGGAAUGUUUGGUUGAUGCACGGAUGCUUGAUCAUCUCACUAAGAAAGAUCUCCGCGGCCAAUUAAAAAUGGUCGAUGGAUUCCAUCGAACAAGUUUCCAAUACGGAAUCGCUUGUCUGGAUCGGUUAGGCUUCAAUCGUCGAGAACUAGAAGAGCGCCGUAAACGUUGCGAAACUGAACCAAAGGACGUGAUUGUGUGGUCGAAUGACCGCGUUAUACAGUGGAUCGUGGCCAUUGGCUUGAAGGAAUUUGCCGAAAAUCUCCAAGAGUCCGGAAUUCACGGCGCCGUCAUAGCGCUGGAUGAGGCUUUUGAUCAUAACAGUUUGGCCUUAGCGCUGCAAAUACCUACGCAAAAUCGUUUCGCACGAGAACUUCUGGAGCGCGAACUGCGGGAUUUGAUCAACACCGCUACCGAUCGCAGGCAUUCUGUGGGAGUGCCGGGUCAGUCUAGCGCCAACGCUCGUCUGCACCACACGUUGUAGUUGUGUUUGAUCAGCGGAAAUGGGCGCUUCUCAAGGGCGGUGAAUUUGUGCGAUGUGCGUUCGGUGAUCCCUGAUAUACCUCUUCCGUUGUGGAAAUGACUGCUAUACCAUGACGGUCCAGUGGGCACAGAGCGACGGCUCUGUGUCGUGCCCCCGCGGACAAUGGUUGUUGUCUGUGAUUUGUGCGGAGUUGGGAAUGGAUGGUUUUUAUUCCGCUUUUUAGUCUCUUCGUCGUGGCAGCUGUUCGUGUUUCAAUGGACCAAAGACGCUUUUCGAGUCUCUUUCCCCUGGGUGCAGCUCGCUCGCUGCGGGGACGCUUUUUUGCUUCCUUUUUGUCGUUUUGUUGCUUUUUAAAAUUAAUGACAGUCAUCGUUUCCAGUUUUUGCAAUUGGUGUCCAAAGGUAAUCCCAGUGUGUAUUGGAUAGCUCAUUGAAGUGAUUGUUAUUCAAUCUUGGUUUUCACUGCUGAUUUUCUCGUUUUAAAUUGUAGAAUUAUCUGCUAUGAUGCUUGGGUUAUUUGAAACGGCUGAUUUGUAAUUCAAAAAAACUCAUUUGGAAUUGAA